Meloidogyne enterolobii is the source of this 811-nucleotide messenger RNA. Lineage: Eukaryota; Metazoa; Nematoda; Chromadorea; Rhabditida; Meloidogynidae. The record is from the annotation of a GenBank genome assembly.
AAUGUCUGAACGUGCUGGAUUUCAAGCUGGGUUUGGUGGCGCUCCACCGGCAGGUGCUGCAGCCGGAGGACGUGGUGUGCGUGGUGGAGCUCGUGGAAGAGGAGGGCCUCGUGGUCGAGGUGGACGUGGAGGUCGUGGCAAAGAUGCGGAGAGAGAAUGGCAACCCGUUACUAAGCUUGGACGUUUAGUUAAAGAGAGAAAAAUAACAACGAUUGAAGAAAUUUAUCUUCAUUCUCUUCCAAUCAAGGAAUAUGAGAUAAUCGAUCUGUUGCUUGCUGAUAAGAAGCUUAAAGAUGAGGUGCUUAAGAUUAUGCCUGUACAGAAGCAGACUCGAGCAGGUCAGCGUACUCGUUUCAAAGCUUUUGUUGCAAUUGGAGAUGGACAAGGACAUGUUGGUUUGGGUGUUAAGUGUUCAAAGGAAGUAGCGACUGCUAUUCGUGGAGCAAUCAUUGCUGCUAAACUGGCAAUAAUCCCUGUUCGUAGAGGCUAUUGGGGAAACAAAAUUGGCGAUCCUCAUACUGUUCCUUGCAAGGUCACUGGAAAGUGUGCUUCUGUACUCGUUCGUCUUAUUCCUGCUCCAAGAGGAACUGGCAUAGUCGGGGCACCUGUUCCGAAAAAAUUGUUGCAAAUGGCGGGAAUCGAUGAUUGCUACACCUCAGCUGUUGGCCAAACCGCAACCCUUGGAAACUUCGCUAAAGCUACCUACUAUGCAAUUCAACGCACAUACUCUUAUUUGACACCAGAUCUGUGGAAAGAGAAUACUUUGCCUAAAAAUCCUCUUGAUUGUAGUACUGGAACAACGGCUCCGUGA